AUGGAUUAAGAUGAAAUAAUUAAAUAAGUGGUUCAUGUUUUUAAUAAACUCUCUACAAACUAAUAAUAGCCUAUUAGCAAAGAGACUUUAUUAAAAUUCUUGGAUACUCAGUCAAAUUAAGAAUAUGAUAGGGGUCUUUUCGAAUAAAUGUAUGAAAAAAUAGUCCAAAAAGAUUCUGGAUAACUUACUGUAUAGAAAUUCAUAAGAACUUUGAUGGAGGCAUUGAAAUCAUUAAAAAAUAAGAUUUCCACUAUUUAAACAUAAAUAUCUCAAAAAAAAAAGAAUUUAGAGGAUCAUAAAUCAACAUUGCAUUAAUUAUAGUCUCAAGAACAAUUUAAUUAAUAUAAAAUAUCCAGAGACAGCAGAAUAAGAGUUACUAUUCACGAUGCAGAUAUUUAAUUUCCUGGAAAUAGUCCAAUUGCUGUGAUUUUGGGAUGUGAAAAUAUAAGAUACUCGACAAAAGCUGCAAGAAGAGAAAAUCUUGUGUGGGAAGAGAAAUUUGAAUUUGAUAUCCAAACUGGCAAAGAGGAAAUUUAUAUUGUUAUUUUAGAUAAAGAGUUGGCAGAUAGAGAAGAAAUAGGAGGAUAAACAAAACUUAAUUUAAAAGAUUUUUAUGAUUAAAAAUCGCAUGAAAUAACACUUGAAUUAAAGGAUAAAUAUAAUGUAGUUAGAUAUUCAACUAUUAGAGCUAGAGUACAAUGGAUACAUUCUUAAGUAUUUUGAUAUUUAUGAAAGACAAAAUAUUGCAAAGAAGUCACUUAAGAAUUACAGCAAAAUAUUAAAAGUCUAGAAGAUGAUGUGAAAGAAUACAAGAAUUAUAUUCAUAUGUUGUUCCUUCCUUUCGAAGAAAACUACUCAAAGUCAUAAGGAGACCACUAGGAACUUAGUGAUUACUCUACUAACUAACAUACUCCUCAGAACCAAUUAGAACAUAAUCCAGAAAGUCAAUAAUGGUUGAAAUAUGGAUUCAUAUUAACACUUAUUUACUCUUUUUUAGUGCUUUUUUCCUCUCUUUUUAAAACCGAAUUUUUGGAUGUAAAAUACCAUAACUAUCUUAGUCAAUUGUAAUAUUCUAAAGCCUAAUUUAUUAUUUGGACAAUGAUAAAUUCUCAUUAUAAUUGCAUAUUAAAGUAAUUACUUUGAUGCUGGCAUUCUCUCUUAUCAUUGAUGUAUUUUGGCUCAUUAUCUAUACUACUCCUUGGACAUCUAAUGAUGUAUUAUUUUUUUAAAUUGAACAUGGAUUUCAAGUCUAUGAAGUCAUUAUGUAGUAUAUAUUAUUCGGAAUAAAAGUAAUUUUAAUUUUAUUCAUUAGAUAACUUUAAUAUUUAUAUAUGGCUAUAUUUAUUAUUCUGAGAGCAUCAUCUAAAAUGAUCCACCAUAAUAUUCUGAAUCAUAAAGAUAAAAUAAAAAAUUAGUUGACAAUUCUCUUCAAGGAGACAAUGAGAAUUAUCAGAUUUAACAAUGA
Paramecium octaurelia is the source of this 1465-nucleotide messenger RNA. Lineage: Eukaryota; Ciliophora; Oligohymenophorea; Peniculida; Parameciidae. The record is from the annotation of a GenBank genome assembly.